This is a messenger RNA of Zingiber officinale, 2607 nucleotides long. Its product is annotated as RING finger protein 10-like. Bases 96 to 2390 code for a protein of 764 amino acids. The transcript is spliced from 9 exons. The record is from RefSeq and is a predicted model, not a curated record. Lineage: Eukaryota; Viridiplantae; Streptophyta; Magnoliopsida; Zingiberales; Zingiberaceae. Gene Ontology annotation, molecular function: metal ion binding; transcription cis-regulatory region binding. Gene Ontology annotation, biological process: positive regulation of transcription by RNA polymerase II.
ACCUUUUUCGUCGUCCUUAAAUAUCCACCCCCACCCUCGACGGUCCCCUUCGACUGUUCCCUCAGCAUCGUCUCCCGUGCCCUCGCAGCUGUUUCAUGUCCAUCAACCCCUCCGACGCCCAAAGGUCCGCAGCUUCUCUUCCGUUGCCAUCCUACCCGAACGCUUCUUCUCGUCAUGGCGCUCGCCGGGAAUCACCCCGCAGCCUCGCCUCCUGGUCCGAGGGACUCCCCUGCGGCCGUGCUGCUGACGCCGCCUCUGGAUCUGCGGCUGCCUAUGCUUUCGAUAACUCUUCCCCUUCCUCCGCGGAGAAUCAUGAAUCAGCUAUUGCUGCAGGUGGAAAUUCUCACAAUUUGCCCAAGAAGGUGAACCGGCACAGAGUGAAUGAUUUCAAGAAAAGCCAAUUUGGCAAAAAACGAGGCACAAAUGUCGAGUAUCAGUCUACAGUGGGAGAAGAAGUGCCUCCAUAUUGCAAAGCCAAUCAAUUUGUACAUGUUGUAGAGAAUGAACGGCCUUUUGUAAAUGUAAAUCUUGUCCAUUCUUCUGGGCCUAGCAGUUUCCAAGGGAAUGGUAGUCAGUCAUCUACAAGAAGGAACAACGCAAUCAAUGCCAAUCAUUUGCUCAAUUUCUACUAUGAUCCAAUUUCUCGUCCUGAACCCAGGGCUCCUCCUCCCAGAAGGCAACGCAAGGUAAAACCUUAUAACAAAGACUUGUUUCUACAAGCAAAUUACAGAUUUGUGGUUUUGAAUAGAGAAAGCUCUGAAGUUGAAUCCAUAGAUCCUGAUAAAAUGUUAAAUUGGGAAGAUGUGGUAUGUGUCAGAUACUCUACUCCUUUUACAGUGCAAUGUCCAAUUUGUUUGGAGACUCCUCUUUGCCCACAAAUAACUACAUGUGGGCAUAUUUAUUGUUUUCCUUGUAUACUGAGGUACUUGCUUAUGGGAGAGGAGAAUCACAAAGGGGUAUGCUGGAAGAAAUGCCCCCUUUGUUUUAUGGUGAUAUCAAUCAAAGAUUUAUAUUCUGUUCUUAUUGAGAAUGUUAAGAACUUCAGUGUUGGAGAUCAUGCACACUUUACACUUUUAACCAGAUCCAAGGAUUCAGUAUUUCCUGUACCAAAAUCUAAGCAAGUUGAAAGUACUCUAUCAAGUAGUGCAGAUGACCUCUGUGAUACAUUCUCUAAGUUUAUUGUAACUUCGGAUGUGGGAUUGUCUGUCAGAAAAGGAAAAUCUGAUCUCACUUUUUGGCUACAUAAAGCAGAUUCCGGUCUAGUUGAUGACUUAGAAAAGCUUCCGUAUGUCUGUGCUGCACUUGAACAAUUGGAGGAAAGGAUGAAAAUGUGGAGAGAAUUACAUACUUACAAUGUUAAUACUCAAAACAGAGAUAAUUUAUCGAGUUUGGCUACAAAUUUGGCAAGUGACAAGUUGUGUACAGAUGAACCCCAAUGUGUGAUACCAUCUUACAUUCCAGAUGAAGAUGGAUUUUCCAUAGAAAUUAUGUCUAAUGUAUUUCCAGUGGCUGCUGAAUCUGAACAUGUGGAUAGCCCCAAACAAGUUCCUCCUUCACAUAAUGGAAGUGAGAAAUUGCAACAUGAUGACAUAUCUUCACAGAAAAAUUCUGUUAGCAACAAUGAGGUAACUGAGAGAGAUUCAUACAGUUUCUACCAGGCAACUGAUGGUCAGCUUCUCAUUCUUCAUCCAUUAAAUAUGAAGUGUCUCCUUCAUCACUUUGGUAGCUAUGAUAUGCUUCCUUCAAGCAUUAAUGGUGAAAUUUUGGAGCUGGAGGCUAUAACACAGUCAGAAGCUAUGCGAAAAAGAUACCGUUACCUUAGUCAUUUCUCAUUAACCACAACAUUUCAGCUUUGUGAACUUGAUUUGAAGCAUCUCCUACCUUUCAAUUCUUUGGCUCCAUUCAUGGAUGAAAUUAAUAAGCGUGAAAAGCAGAGACGACGACUUGCAAAGAAGGAGAAAAAUGAGAGAGGUAAGGCUGAAGCUGCCUCACAUUUUAAUCUAGUACCUUCUGCUCAGAUGCAAUUUGCUCAAAAGGAUAUUGUAUUUUCAUCAGAUGACUUUGAAGCUUUAACCACCAACAGCAUUCCAUCCAGCAGUCCUCCCACUGGUGAGAGGAAACUAUUCUCCGAUGUAACAAGGCUUGGUUUUGCUGCGGCACACGAUUCACCUUCUUUAAGAGGUGGUGAAGCAGCUGCCGAGUCAUCAGGCCACGCCACUAAAGCCUCUAAUGUUCAAGCUUCUGGGAACACAACAACAUCGUCAUUUGCCACAAUUUUAUCUUCUGCCCGAGAAGUGGAGAGCUCCGAGCAGCACACCAAUGCUUUGGUGAAGAAAGGGAAGAAACCGAACAAAGUGCUCUUGUCCACUGCUGGAGGUCGUCGUUACUAAUCUCCGACGAAACCUCUGUUAGUUAUUAGGCGCGCCAAGUGUGUACAUUUAGUUUCAGACCAAUAAGACGCGUGUUCAAAGUCAUUACAAAGAUGUUGCACUUUGAGGAUUUUGCAUUCCUUAUGUGGCGACGCCGCCCUUCUUGCAGUAUGGAAGGGGAUCGACGUAUGCGUCCUAGAGAAAAAUCUAUUAUUAAUCGAAUAAAGUUGGAUGACUA